GUCGGGGCGGGCGGGGCCGCGCGGCGAAGAUGGAGGAGGAGGCGGGGGGGCGGCGGGGCGCGCGCCGGGCGGCACCGGGGGGACCCCAGGGCUCCCGGGCGGCGCGGGCACAGCCCCGGUGCCCCGGCCGGCGCUGACGGACACGCGCCUCUGCGAGCCCCCCCGGCAGCCGCCGGCCACCAUGGACCCCCAGAGCGACACAGAGGGGGGGUCCGGCCGCGAGCCCCCACUGGAGCUCCUGCCCCGUGUCCCGCUGCACGCUGCCCUGCCCGCCCCAGGUGAGUGGGGCCCGCCCCCCGCGCCCCCAAAACCCCCCGAGACCGCCCCAAACCCGCUGGCACCGACAGCGAGACCGCGGGGGGAGCUGCUGAACGAGAGGGUGCUCAGGUGUGUAAGGGGGAGAGCCCCCCUUGCACAAAUGUGUGUGCAGGACAGGUGUGCAGGACAGGUGUGCAGGACAGGUGUGGCAGGACAGGUGUGGCAGGACAGGUGUGGCAGGACAGGUGUGCAGGACAGGUGUGCCAGGACAGGUGUGGCAGGACAGGUGUGCAGGACAGGUGUGCCAGGACAGGUGUGCAGGAGAGGUGUGCAGGACAGGUGUGCAGGACAGGUGUGGCAGGACAGGUGUGCAGGACAGGUGUGCAGGAGAGGUGUGCAGGACAGGUGUGGCAGGACAGGUGUGCAGGACAGGUGUGCAGGACAGGUGUGCAGGACAGGUGUGGCAGGACAGGUGUGCAGGACAGGUGUGCAGGACAGCUGUGGCAGGACAGGUGUGCAGGACAGGUGUGCCAGGACAGGUGUGCCAGGACAGGUGUGCAGGACAGGUGUGCAGGAGAGGUGUGUAAGACAGGUGUGGCAGGACAGGUGUGCCACGACAGGUGUGCACUACAGGUGUGACAGGACAGGUGUGACAGGACAGGUGUGCAGGACAGGUGUGAUAGGACAGGUGUGCACUACAGGUGUGACAGGACAGGUGUGCAGGACAGGUGUGCACUACAGGUGUGGCAGGACAGGUGUGGCAGGACAGGUGCUCCAGCCCUGCCCCCAGCCCCUCUCAUGUCCCCAUCCCAUGGGACACCCCCAUUCUGCCCACGGGCGCCUCUCUGGGGGUCCUGGGCAGGGAGGGGUUAAACGUCCCCUGUCCCUCCCAGGGUGGGCUGGUGGCCCAAAGCCGCCGCUGGCCCCAGAGUGCCGGGCUGGCACCUCCGGGGGCUAUUCCAGCCCCCCCGAGUGGCGCCCCCUCCUCGGGCUGGGUGCUGACACCCCCCAUUGCACCCCGACACCCAGCGGGGCCCCGGCGGCUUUGGGGGGGCUGCAGGAGCACCCCCAAGCGCCCCCCGGGAGAGGCGACCCCCCCGGGGCUGAACCGGGGGGGCUGCAUGGCUCCGGGGGCCCCGGGGGUGACGGUGACGGUGGCGGUGACGGUGGGGGGUCCGUGGUGACGGUGACGUCCGUGGGUCCGUGCGGGGACGCGUCAGUGCCCGACGUGCGGCCGGGGGAGGGGGCUGGGGGGGUUCAUCGUUACCGAGCACCGGGAGCCCCCCGCCCCCGCCUUCCUGUGCGUGGGGACAGCGCCCCCCGCUCCCCCGGCCCCCGUCCCUCCCUGCUGGGGGGUCUGCGCCCCCCGGGGAUGCCGGGGGAAUGUUCUGGGGGGGGUCGCUGUUGCCUCCCCCCGCAGCACUCGGGCUCCUGCCCCAAACACCCCCCGACUCUCUCCCGUCCUUGGAACGCCCCCAAAGCGCCCCUUAAACGAGCCCCCCCACCCCCAUCACCCUGGGACACCCCCAAACCGCUCUCAGCUCCCCCCCCCAUCCCUGGACCACCCCAAAACUGCGCCUUUAAACAACUCCCGGCCCCCUCCAUCAUUCCCGGGACGUCCCCAUCCCUUUUCCCCCCCGACCCAGCGUGUCCGGCAGGGCCGGAGGGGCCGGAGGGGCCGGGGCCCGAGGCGGGGGUGGACGCGGGGCUGGCGGCGGCGCGGGAGCAGCAGCUGCAGCGGGAGCUGGUGGCCCUGAAGCAGCAGCAGCAGCUCCAGAAGCAGCUGCUCUUCGCCGAGUUCCAGAAGCAGCACGAGCACCUCACCCGCCAGCACCAGGUCCAGCUCCAGAAGCACCUCAAGCAGCAGCAGGAGGCCCUGGCCGCCCGGCGGCAGCAGGAGCUGGAGCAGCAGCGGCAGCGGGAGCGGCAGGAGCUGGAGCAGCAGCGCCUGGAGCAGCUGCAGAGCCUGCGCCCCAAGGAGCGCGGCCGUGACAGCGCCAUCGCCAGCACCGAGGUGAAGCUGAAGCUCCAGGAGUUCCUGCUCAGCAAAACGAAGGAGCCGGGCCCCGGCGCCCCCAACCAUUCCCUCCCCCAGCACCCCAAAUGUUGGGCUCACCACACCUCGUUGGACCAGAGUUCCCCCCCCCAGACCGGCAGCCCGGGGACCCCCCCGUCCUACAAGCUCCCCCUCCUCGGCACCUACGACGGCCGCGAUGAUUUCCCGCUCCGCAAAACCGCCUCGGAGCCCAACCUGAAGGUGCGGUCGCGGCUGAAGCAGAAGGUGGCGGAGCGGAGGAGCAGUCCCCUCCUGCGGCGCCGCGACGGCUCCGUGCUCAGCGCCUUCCGCAAGCGCCACGUGGAGAUCACCGUGUCCUCGGUUUGCAGCAGCGCCCCCGGGUCGGGGCCCAGCUCCCCCAACAGCUCCCACGGUGCCCACAAUGGCCUGGCCGCGUCUGUCCCCAACAUCCACAGCGAGCUCCUGCCCCAGCCCCGUGCCCUGGCCCUGGACGGGGCCCAGCUCAGCCUCUACACGUCCCCAUCGCUGCCCAACCUGUCCCUGGGGCUGCAGGCCACUGUCACCGUCACCAGCGCCCACCUCCCCGUGUCCCCCAAGCUGUCGCCACAGGCGGAGGGCGAGCGGCCGGGGGUGCCCCCGGGGGUGUCCCCGCUGCGCCCCGGGGCCGCCCUCACCGGGAAGUUCCUGAGCACGUCCUCGAUCCCGGGGUGCCUGCUGGGGGUGGCCCUGGACGGGGACGCCCCGGCCGGGCCCCCGUCGCUGCUGCAGCAUGUGCUGCUGCUGGAGCAGGCGCGGCAGCAGAGCACCCUCAUUGCCGUGCCCCUGCACGGGCAGUCCCCGCUGGUGACCGGGGAGCGCGGGGGGGGUCCCCGUGGGAGCAAACUGCCGCGGCACCGGCCCCUGAGCCGCACCCAGUCAUCCCCGCUGCCCCAGAGCCCCCAGAGCCUGCCCCACGGGCCCCUCCAGCACCACUUCCUCGACAAACAGCAGCUCCAGCUGGGCAAGCUGCUCCCCAAAGGGGGGGAGCUGGCACGGCAGCCCCCCACCCACCCCGAGGAGACAGAGGAGGAGCUGACGGAGCAGCAAUCGCCCCCCCCCGGUGAGAGAGGCCCCCCCGGGCCCCCCCUCGGUCCCCCCCUCGCCCUCGUGUCCCCGGAGGCCGGGGACCCCCCGGAGCAGCCACAGGAGCCCGAGGGCUGCCAGGAGCCGGGUGACAGCGGGGACGAGGCCGAGCCCCCUGGGGACCCCGACGUCGCAGAGCUGGGGGUCACCUACAAGCAGGUGUACCCCGAGGCGCCGCUGCAGCUCUUCCCCGCGCCCCCCCUGGGGGUCCUGGCUCUGCCCCACCCCGCCCUCGCCCGCACCCAAUCCUCCCCCGCCAGCGUCAAACCCGCCCAGCCCGAGGGGCCCCCCAAGCACCUCUUCACCACAGGCGUGGUGUACGACACGUUCAUGCUGAAGCACCAGUGCACCUGCGGGAACACCACCAUCCACCCCGAGCACGCCGGCCGCAUCCAGAGCAUCUGGUCCCGGCUGCAGGAGACGGGGCUGCUCGGCAAGUGCGAGCGGAUCCGGGGCAGGAAGGCGACGCUGGAGGAGAUCCAGACGGUGCACUCGGAGCACCACGCGCUGCUCUACGGCACCAGCCCCCUGAACCGCCAGAAACUGGACAGCAAAAAGCUGCUGGGUCCCAUCACUCCGAAGACGUACGCGGUGCUGCCGUGCGGGGGCAUCGGGGUGGACAGUGACACGGUGUGGAACGAGCUGCACUCGUCCAGCGCGGUGCGCACGGCCGUGGGCUGCCUGCUCGAGCUGGCCUUCAAGGUGGCCGCAGGGGAGGUCAAGAAUGGCUUCGCCGUCAUCCGUCCCCCAGGCCACCACGCCGAGGAGUCCACGGCCAUGGGCUUCUGCUUCUUCAACUCGGUGGCCAUCUCGGCCAAGCUGCUGCAGCAGCGGCUCAGCGUGGGCAGGAUCCUCAUCGUGGACUGGGACAUCCACCACGGGAACGGGACCCAGCAGGCCUUUUACAGCGACCCCCACGUGCUCUACAUCUCCCUGCACCGCUACGACGACGGCAACUUCUUCCCGGGCAGCGGCGCCCCCGAGGAGGUGGGCAGCGGGCUGGGCGUGGGCUACAACAUCAACAUCGCCUGGACCGGCGGCGUGGACCCCCCGAUCGGGGACGUGGAGUACCUGACAGCCUUCAGGACCGUGGUGAUGCCCAUCGCCACCGAGUUCUCCCCGGACCUGGUGCUGGUCUCUGCCGGCUUCGACGCCGUCGAAGGCCACCUGUCCCCGCUGGGUGGCUACUCCGUCACCGCCAAGUGUUUCGGGCACCUGACGAAGCAGCUGAUGAUGCUGGCGGGGGGCCGGGUGGUGCUGGCGCUGGAGGGGGGACACGACCUGACAGCGAUCUGCGACGCGUCCGAGGCGUGUGUCACCGCCCUGCUCGGCCUCGAGCUGGAGCCGCUGGACCCGGCGCUGCUGCAGCAGAAGCCCAACGUGAACGCGGUGGCCACGCUGGAGAAAGUCAUCGAGAUCCAGAGCCGGCACUGGGGCUCCGUCCGGCGCUUCGCCGCCGCCGUGGGCCGGUCCCUGCUGGAGGCGCAGCGAGGGGACAGCGAGGAGGCCGAGACGGUGACAGCGAUGGCCCUGCUGUCCGUGGGGGCCGAGCACGGGGGGACAGACCCCCGGGGCAGGCCAGCGGAGGAGCCCAUGGAGGCCGAGCCCACGCUCUGACCAGCCCGGAUCGUCCGGAAAACCGAGGAACACCCAGAAGAGACGAAAAACUCACACACAAAAAAAAAAUCACAGUAAAAUGAGAAAAAAAAAAAUCCAAA
Poecile atricapillus (Black-capped chickadee) is the source of this 5115-nucleotide messenger RNA. RefSeq names its product histone deacetylase 5 (gene HDAC5). The record is from RefSeq and is a predicted model, not a curated record. Gene Ontology annotation, molecular function: histone deacetylase activity. Gene Ontology annotation, biological process: chromatin organization. Lineage: Eukaryota; Metazoa; Chordata; Aves; Passeriformes; Paridae. Gene Ontology annotation, cellular component: histone deacetylase complex.